AUGCCUCUGAGUACCCCGCAUAUCAACAAGGAUGCAGUCAAAACGCUGCGGAAACCGGGAACGCAGGUGGCUGUCGCCGCGCUCCCGGAUGACUUAGCCGCCAAGGCGCUGAAACUCGGUCACAUAAGGAUUAGCUGGGUCAACUGCCGCAUCCGUGGUCGCGAGGAUACCCUACGCUGCUAUCGCUGCUGGAGCCCCGGCCACAUCUCGGCUCGCUGUAAGGGACCUGAACGGUCGGCGCACUGUUUCCGCUGCGGACCAACAGGCCAUCGGAGAAAGGACUGCAAGAUCGAACAAUCCAACGUGCGUCUUUUGCCACGAGCAAGGCGCUGUCCACGACCAUGCGUCCACAAGCCAGUACUGCCCAUUCGCACAGAAGACAAACCAAGCCCGCCGAUAAACGAGCUCGGUGCACCAGCCCAGCCUCUCCCCGCGAAGUAA
Molecule: messenger RNA, 441 nt
Organism: Trichogramma pretiosum
Lineage: Eukaryota; Metazoa; Arthropoda; Insecta; Hymenoptera; Trichogrammatidae
Exons: 1
Coding region: 1-441 (146 amino acids)
Molecular function (GO): nucleic acid binding; zinc ion binding
Source: RefSeq, a predicted model, not a curated record